UCAUUUGUUGCGCAUAGAAAAUUUAAGGAAAGACAUUUUUAAAGGAUAUAGUUCCGGCAGGCAAGAUGGAGCCUGUAAAGCGUAUGGAGUCAAAAUCAUCACUGCAAUGGAAACGUGCAGCGUUGAUGGCCAAAACCAUUACGGCUUUCAAAGAAACAAUUGAUGUGGACAGCGAUGAGGAUGUCGAUACUAAACAACAAAUUAAAUAUGGUAAACCUUCACAGGCUGCUUGGGCUAUAUUUUCGGAAUAUUGUGACAAUAGUACUAUACAUGGUAUUAAGUAUUUGGGUGAACAAAAACGUCCUUGUUUGGAAAGAUUAUUUUGGAUUAUGGUAUUUGUAUUUUCGAUUUAUCUUUGUGCUUCGCUAACCAUGAACAUUUGGUGGAAAUGGAAUAAUAAUCCAGUUAUUGUAAGUUUUGCCGAAAAAUCCACACCCGUUUGGCAAAUACCUUUUCCAGCGGUUACAGUCUGUACGGAAACCAAAUCACGUCAAAGAUUUUUUAAUUUUACCGAAAUGUAUUGGAGAUCAAAGGAUUUGGAAAAUAAUGAACCGGUGGAGCCCUUAACAGAAGAAGAAAAAAAUCGCUUAGACGCCGCUUUUCUUGUAUGCGAGGCACAUUUAUCCAGUGAACAAACAGGUUUCAAUCAAACUAAUGGCUCAGAACUUAUUGAUAUAUUAGGCACUAUAAUGCCUCAAUUUGGUACAACAUUUGAACAGUGUCGAUGGCGUAAUGUCAACCAAACAUGUGAUCAAUUAUUUUACAAAUAUCUAACAGAUGAUGGAAUAUGUUAUAGUUUUAAUACCUUAAGUUCCGAAGAAGUCUUUAGGUCGGAGAGUUUAAUAGACGACUUCAAAUUCGAAACGGAGAAACGUAAUCGUACAGAUUGGAAUGUUGAAUUGGGUUAUAAAGACAAUGCUGAGCCAGAAACCUAUCCGCAUCGGGUGUUGGGACCGGGUGCUAAGGCGGGUUUAGAUUUAGUCUUACGAGGUAUAGCAGAGGAUUUUGAUAAUUUGUGCCGUGGUCCCGUGCAAGGAUUUAAGAUUCUAUUAACUACACCCGGUGAAAUGGCUCAAGCUUCAAGGCAAUAUUUUCGCAUACCCUUUGGUCAGGAGGUAUUAAUUGCUAUUAAACCAAAAAUUAUUACCACAUCGGAUGGUUUACAACAUUAUGAGCCUAGUAGACGUCAAUGUUAUUUCCAAAACGAACGUUAUUUAAGCUAUUUUCAGAAUUAUACCCAAAAUAAUUGUGAAUUGGAAUGUUUGUCGAAUUUCACCAUGCAUACGUGUGGUUGUGUGAAAUUUUCAAUGCCUAGAACUGAAGACAUACCCGUCUGUGGAUCAGGUAAAAUCAAUUGUAUGAAUGAAGCUGAAGAUCAACUAUCGAUGCGAGAAUUUGAACAGGGUAUUGCAACGUCAGGAGAAAAUUAUCGUGGACCCACCAGUUGUAAUUGUCUGCCCUCGUGUACGUCAAUAGCAUAUGAAGCUGAAAUAUCUCAAGCCGACUAUGAUCAUCAACUGUCCAUGAAAAAUAGGGAUGCUGAAUCCAAUUUGAAUGAUGCAGAUGCAGGAGAACCUAAACGUUCUCGCCUAUCGAUAUUCUUUAAAGAAGCCCAAUUCUUAACCUCUAAACGUUCAGAACUCUAUGGUACCACCGAUUUUCUAGCCAAUUGUGGUGGUCUUUUGGGUCUUUUUAUGGGUGUGUCCACUUUAAGUAUUGUGGAGAUAAUCUAUUUUUGUACAGUGCGUUUAAUUACCAAUUUGAAAAUGCGUCGUAAGAAACGUAAAGAAAUGAAAACUUUGGAAAAUGGUGAUGAUAAAAAAGCUUAAAGAAAUGUAUUUGUUUUUUUUUUUUUUGUUAUUUAAAUUGAAGAAUUUGUAUAUGUACGUUUAAAGAAAAUGCCUUAUAUAGUUGUUUUUGUUAAUUUUUAAGCCAAUAAAAUG
Messenger RNA from Lucilia cuprina (Australian sheep blowfly), 1943 nucleotides. It is a transcript of the gene ppk26, whose product is annotated as pickpocket protein 28. The record is from RefSeq and is a predicted model, not a curated record. Gene Ontology annotation, cellular component: membrane. Bases 66 to 1829 code for a protein of 587 amino acids. Lineage: Eukaryota; Metazoa; Arthropoda; Insecta; Diptera; Calliphoridae. Gene Ontology annotation, biological process: sodium ion transmembrane transport. Gene Ontology annotation, molecular function: ligand-gated sodium channel activity. The transcript has 9 exons.